This is a messenger RNA of Malaya genurostris, 5149 nucleotides long. RefSeq lists its product as uncharacterized. Bases 16 to 5007 code for a protein of 1663 amino acids. The record is from RefSeq and is a predicted model, not a curated record. NCBI's taxonomy places the organism in Eukaryota, Metazoa, Arthropoda, Insecta, Diptera, Culicidae. The transcript has 19 exons.
CACCGAUCGGUAAUAAUGGAAAUUGAAAAAGUUCGAUUACAAUUCGAAUGUUGCCAGUGCCGAAGCAACACUAAACAUUUUGAUGAGUCGGUAUCAGUUUUAAGGAGUGAGAAGGUAGAACUGACAUGCCCGAUCGACAUUGCGACAUGCGGCGAGCUGCACUCGCUCAAGUGGUUCAGGGGCCAGCACCGCAUCGCUGUCGUUUCCGGUGACGGCGAAGUGGCCAAGGUCGAGGGCGGCUACAAAGAUCGGCUGUAUCUGGCCCACGGGGCCCAGAGCAGUCGGCUCAUCUUUAAGAACGUGGAAAUCUCCGACGAAGAUACAUAUCUGUGUGAAACCACUUUUUUAGAACCCUCUGAGUUGUGUGAAAACUCCGGGGCAUAUAGUAUAGCACUCAAUGUUUACGCCGUUCCUUCUGUAAUAGCACUUCAGGAUGGUAGUAGGAAUAGUAUUAAGAACGGUUCUCACGUCGGACCAAUGCGGGAGGGUCAGGAUCUGCAAGUCGUUUGCGAAGUGUAUGGCGCCCGUCCAGUACCUGUGAUAAGUUGGCAUCGAUCGGGUAGUGUCGUACGAGAUUCACAGAUUGUAGAAGAUCACAAAGGACUGUAUACAGUAAAGUCAACACUAUCGCUAACCCUUUCACGUCAGGAACUAGGGGCCACAUACAACUGUCGCGUCGAGAUGAAAGAGCUGCAGCUGGUUCUGGAUAAUCAUUUUCAUAUCGAUUUACAAGUGAGACCUACAAAGAUCAAUUUAUCUGGUGUCAAACAUCACACGGUGCAAGGUACCAAAGUUUUGCUACAGUGUCAGGUGAGUGGCGCUCGGCCGGCUGCCAACAUGACAUGGUACAACUCGUCCAAGCUGAUAUCGGACGAAACGAGCGAGAUCACCAGCAUCAGCACGAAAACGUAUCUACAAAACGACGGCACGUUCGAGACCAUCAGUCAAAUGAUUUUCACUGCAACCCGGUUCGAGAACGGUGCAUCGAUGCGCUGCGAGGCAGACAACAUCGUGAUGCGUGAUGACGGUGAUCGGCCACUGCACGAUACCCUCACGUUGGAGGUCAUGUAUCCGCCGGUGGUAUCGGUUAAGCCGGACAACAUCACCGUCAACGAGACGCACGAUUUUCUCGUCUUCUGUGACUACGAGGCCAAUCCGGCCUCGCUCGAAAGUGUCAAAUGGUUUCACAACGAUCAAGAGAUUAAGCUGAACAGUGCCCGCCACGAAGGUGGCAACCCGGAACAGACGGCCCUGCUCAUUAAGAACUCAACCCGCGACGACGUUGGCAACUAUACCUGCGAGCUGUCCAACUCCAUCGGGUCUGCAAAGUCCGAUAACGAAAUUUAUGUGGAUGUGCUGUAUAAACCGAUUGUGGUUCUCAAAAUGGAUCCCGAGAUCCCGGUGAUUGAGAAUGACCAGGCCAACAUCACGCUGCUGUGCGACAUAGUAGGCGGUAAUCCAAUGAUUCUAACCAAGGUUCGCUGGUUUUUGGAUGGUGAAUUUUUGAAAGAGCUUCCCGAGUGCGAUGAUGACAGUCUGGGUGAUGAGAAUUUGUGCGAGGUUGACCCGACGAAGAUGUUACUGCAGAACGUGGGUCGUGAAUUUAUCGGAAAUUACUCAUGUGAGGGUUUUAACGUUGCCGGUUGGGGUGAUACCAGCGAAGAGCACCCACUGGAUAUUUUUUAUGAACCGGGAAACGCUACGAUGGUGCAUUUCCCACAGAUAGCAAUCAAACGGAAAAGUGUCACUUUUAACUGUUCCGUCGAAGACCGUGGAAAUCCGGUGGCUACAAGGUUCCGUUGGCUUCGAGGAGGCAAACCCGUUAUGGAUGUGGUGACGCCAACGUGGACUGUGGAUCCGGUGGGUUUGGAUUCGAGGACUACCUUCUCAUGUUUUGCGUACAACGAUGGCGGAGAGGGACAUGCUGCCGAAGUACGUCUGGAGGUCCACGCUCCACCGGCUUUCGUCCAAAAGUUGCAUCCCUAUACCGGGGCGCUGUACUCGACGUCGAACAUAUCACUCGCUUGUAAGGUAGAAUGUGUUCCAUCUUGUACGAUUUCCUGGUUCAAAGAUGGUGUAGGAAUUGAAGAUAAUGAUGAGAGAUACUAUAUAACAAAUAAAUACCUGGGAUCGACGCCGGCCACUGGAGAUUUCGAAACUGCUUACUCUGUGCUGCAUUUCAACAUGUCCUCCUGGCCGGGCGGUAUUCUGGACCGAAUCCGAGAUAGCUCGAAUUACUCUUGCGUAUCAACAAACAACUCGGCAGGACCGGGAGUUCGAAGUACCACAUAUUUUGGUGUAGAAUAUCCCCCCGAAAAUACGUCGCUAUCGAGUCCGGCAAUUUCCGUGGAGGAAGGAAAGUUGCCACCACGGAUUGUGUGUACUUCGCGUGCGUAUCCGGAACCGGCAUUCUACUGGACUCAUAACGGAGAAAUUGUAGUGAAAGGAAGCUCACUAAUCGUGAACAAUGUGAUGGAACGUUCCGACGCUGGCAUUUAUACCUGCACGGCUUUCAACAAGCACGGAAAUCAUUCCACGGAUGCCGUUAUUGAUAUACACUAUAAACCCACCUGUACAAUCGUCCGCAAGGAGGUGAACGACGAGGAUGUUCUGAUUUGCACUGCAACUGGAAGCCCGCGCGAGUCGGAAUUCGAGUGGAGUCUCAAGUACGAAAACGACACACUGCAGAACCACAAGACGCAAGGCGAUGCCUACGAGAGCACUCUGGUGCUGGACAACGACGUUUCGGCAAUGCGAACGUACGUCUGCGUCGCCAGUAACAGCGUCGGGUUGGGGACGCCCUGUGAGAUCGAGGUGGCAGGGUACGUUGCCUGGUGGUUGAAGGGGGACAUCCUGACACCGUACAUUCUGAUUGCUGCUGUUGCCGCCUUGCUAUUGGCAGUGAUACUAAUCUGCGUUAUCAUCAUCUGCAUUUGCCGCCGCAAGCGAAGACAGGACAAAUCAUCCAUCCACAUUGAGGAGAUCGAGGAUGGCGAGUUUUCCUACAUGAAGAAUCGGAGGUCUCUGAAAGAAUCGGAACCGGAUGCUUCGGAAAACAUCCAACAGUACGACAAGACUGUCCGCUGGCGAAUCCGUCGUUUCUUUGAGAAGCGAAACAGUAUCGAUCUGUUGAAACUGUCGACCCAGAAUGUUAUUACUUAUGUUAAAAAGCCUCAAGUUCCGACAACGCCCACCUCCAAAGAACCGGCUCAAACAGGCAGCGAUAGAAAUGAGAAUGUACCGUCAACUAGUGCAGAUAUAGUAGUUACUGGAGAGUCGUCUACUGCUGGAGGAUCCCAAAUAGAACCAGGCGAAUAUGAAAAUCUUCCUUUCCACGGCCUUCAAACCCCUCCUAAAAAGGUCAUGCAAGCCAAAAACAGUCUCACUCCGGCAGUAAAGUGUCCUAACAAAUCGCUAACUCCGUCAUGUUUCCCAACUCAUCCGUACAAUUACAUCAACUACCAGCAACGUGACGGCAAUACAACCAAACCACCAUCUGGCCUAUCAUCCUAUAACACCAGCCAAUCCACUGUGCUUACUAAUCAGAGCAAUAAGUCGUCACUAUCGAGUAACCAGGAUUCGUCGAACGCUACUAACAACAAUACUAGCAGCUUCCAUAGUAAAACAGCCGAUAGGAAAAAACCGAUUGGCAGUCAGCACCAGCAGCUCCUGGACAAUAGUGACACUCUGUCCACUCACAGUUUCUCUUCGGGAAGGUCUCUCAAACGACCUGGUGGUCAAGCCGGACAAACCUCGGCCAGUGGAGAAAGUAAGAAACUGAUCGAUCUGGAAACAGUUACUCCGCUGUACGAAAAUCUAACUGACUCGAUCCAAAUCCAUGAGUCCCCGAUGGGAAAUUCGAGUGGUCCCGGAAUCGGCGGUAAGUUUACAAUCGACGGUCAGGAACGGUACAAGAUUAGUCUCCGGAAGCCGCGAAAAUCCGGCAGCCGAUCGAACAGUGCUGUAUCCAAUAGCUACUACGACUGUAUUAAACCGAUUCCAGCACCACGCCACCGGAAGUAUGCAUCCACCAAUUCGCUGCUGUCGAAGAACAUUCAGAUGUACAGCAAUAAACUGGAUCCCAUCUAUAUGAAUCUGCCGGUGACCUCCGGGUACGAGACGGACCCCAGGGGAAACGAUGAAAUCAAUUCCGGCAGUGAGUGUCCCUCUUCGUAUGAUAACCACUACUUUGAGAUAACCCAGCACCAGACGCGUAUUCUGAUACCGAAGGAACUCUUCCCAGUAGAUAGAAACAAUCAAGCCAAGAUCAAUCAGUUACUGAAAAAGAAUCUCGUUUCCUCGAAUCGACGUCACAUUAAACUGCCUUUACAAAAACAUCAUAGCUUUAAUUUCCAAUCCUCCCAAACGGUGGAAGCGACCGUGAGGGAUCUCAAGAUCAAAUCACAUUCGAUUAGCUCCAAGACACUGCGAGACUAUCGCAACAGCAGUGCCAACAACGGCCAAAACAGUAACAUAACCAGUAUCAGUAAUACUAGCAGCAAUUUUAUCAAUAGCAAUAGCAACAGUAAAUUCCCAAAUAGUUCUACUAAUCCGUUCAUUAGUGGCAGCACACUAAACAACAACAACAACAGCAGCAGCAAUGCCCGACGUUCGACCGCUUCAGCUCGGCAACAUACGACCCUAGCCACGGCCACUUUGGCCACGGUUCGUCAGCAUCCUAGCCAGUCGCAGAGUGAAGAGGACAGUAGUGGUAGUGAUCAGGAGUCGAAACCCCGUAGCCCGGUCCAGAAUCAGCACCACCAGCACCAUCAUCAUCAUCAUCAUCAGCAUCACCAUCAGCAUCAGCAGCCGAAACACACACAGAAGCACCACACACUAGGAUCCUCUGCAUCCACGAAAUCCGCCACAGCGACUCAAGUCUACAAGUAUGAAACUAACUCGAUAGCCUUUAAACCUAUCACUCCUGUGCCAACCAGUACUCCAGCAAUAACUAACUCUAAAUCGUCAGUUAAUGAUAUGUGUAAAGAAAAAUUUGCUAUUAAAUAAUUCAAGUGAAGCAAGCAAAACAAAAAAAGAAGGAUCGGAAUAACAACAAACAAACAAAAGGAAACAGUAUACAUAAGGAAAACAAGACAACUAACUGAUUAGAGAACUAAAAAAAACAGGUUACAUCGUGCUUGUGUUUUAA